Messenger RNA from Penicillium arizonense, 696 nucleotides. RefSeq lists its product as uncharacterized. Gene Ontology annotation, molecular function: DNA-binding transcription factor activity, RNA polymerase II-specific. The transcript has 2 exons. Gene Ontology annotation, biological process: regulation of transcription by RNA polymerase II. Lineage: Eukaryota; Fungi; Ascomycota; Eurotiomycetes; Eurotiales; Aspergillaceae. Bases 1 to 696 code for a protein of 231 amino acids. The record is from RefSeq and is a predicted model, not a curated record.
AUGUGGGGUGUGUCAGUGCCACAGCUGGCAUUCGAAUAUGAGCCACUUCUGCACGCUUUAUUAGCUUUGGGCGCAGCCCAUCGAGCUACUUUAUUACCGCAAGAAGUCAGCUCGCUUCGCCCAGUCUAUCAUGGAUACUUUGAUUCUGCUAUCCGCCGACACCGCCCUGUGACAGCAAAUCUGGAUAAGAACGUCACUGAAGCAGUCUGCAUGAAUACUGUGCUCCUUCAUAUACGCCCUCUUCCUCCGAUCGUCUAUGAUCAGCUGAUCACAAAUAAUUCGCCCCUAUGCCCCUUGCUUCUAGCCCAGCCCGCAAUCUGGAAGAGUGCCGAUCGCACCCAGCGGGUCUACAAUGGACCUAUGAAGCCAUUACAGUUCCUGCUUCACUACCGCCAAGAAGAUGACCGCAUGGACAGUGCAGCAUUCGCUGUUUAUGAAGAGGGCGUCGCAUAUUUGGAAAGGUUCUACAUUGAUGUACAAAAAGGGCAGCCCGAUCAUGUACUCCGGCGCAUGUUCAGUGGCUUCCCUCCGGUCGUUCCUCGGACCUUCAUUGGUUUUGUUGCUGAGAGAAGGCCGCCUGCACUGGUUAUCUUGGCUUAUCUUUGUGCCCUGGUCAAGGAAUUUGAGGAUAUAUGCUGGCUUCCUGGGAUCCCUGAGCGAGAGGUACAAGGCAUUAGUAGUAUCAUCCCUGUUUAG